Telopea speciosissima is the source of this 569-nucleotide messenger RNA. RefSeq names its product heavy metal-associated isoprenylated plant protein 2-like. NCBI's taxonomy places the organism in Eukaryota, Viridiplantae, Streptophyta, Magnoliopsida, Proteales, Proteaceae. The record is from RefSeq and is a predicted model, not a curated record. Bases 104 to 457 code for a protein of 117 amino acids. Gene Ontology annotation, molecular function: metal ion binding. The transcript is spliced from 2 exons.
GUGAACAACUAAUACAAGAUGAUCUUUAUAAGUAACAACAUAUGAUCCACCUCUCCCCAUAGCUAUUUUUUCCAUCAUUCCACUCCAUUGUUGUACCAAAACAAUGUCAAAGAAAACAGUAGUGUCAGUGGAACUGUUAUGUUCGAAAUGCAAGAAGAAGGUAAUGAAGUUAAUUGCAGGAAUAGAAGGCAUAAAUUCUAUCGUACUUGACACUUCCAAAAGCACAGUGUCUGUAACUGGAGAUGCUGAUCCUUUUGAGAUAAUAAGAAAAGUGAGGAAAUUCAGAAAAACUGCACAGUUUGUCAGUAUAGGUCCUCAAAAGGAAGAGAAGAAGGAAGAGAAGAAGGAAGAGAAGAAAGAUACCUGUGCAACUUAUUGUGUUCCAAAGACAUGCCAAAAAUGUGAUGUGUGGUAUGUGGUAGGGGAAGAUCCUUAUAAUUACUGUUCUAUUCUAUAAAUUUUCUGAACUUCAGACCUGUGAUUCAUGGAUCAAGAAAGACUCACAGUACAUUAGUUCUGUUGUUUAUAAGUCUAUGAAAGAAGUAUGCUAAAUCCUAUUGGAAUGUGAA